CGCAUGUCGCAUUGCGGCGAUGUAUUGACACCGAGCAUCCAUAAUGGAUGUGUAUUGCUGAGAGGCGCGUCAGUGUCGGUGUGAGCAGAAUUCAACCAGUCUAGCUUCAGUCACCCUACUGCACGCCGCGCGCACAACUCAAGCAACAUGGCAAACGGACUUACUUCACAGCAGGAAGCAGAAUACACGGCAAUCUUUAAGAAAUUCGACCGUGACGGUGAUGGCCAAAUAGACGCCGAUGAAUUGGCGUCGGCGUUGUCAACAUUUUCGAAAACAACCAUUUCUCGGGAAAGAGCUUCCAGGAUUAUAGAUGACAACGACACCAACAGGAAUGGUACCAUCGAGAUCAAUGAGUUCAUUGCGUUCAUGAGCAUAAUGCUGAAGAUGGACUCACAAUUCAAGAAGGAUGACAGGAUGAAGAGGAUGUUUGAACAAUUCGACAAGAACGGUGACGGCAAAAUCACCGCCGCAGAACUCAAGUCAGUCUUGACGGGGACCUGCCCCGACAUCACCGAAUCCCAGGUGAAACAAAUGGUCAAACAGGCUGAUCUGGAUGGGGAUGGCAAGAUCGACUAUAAUGAAUUUGUGCAAAUGAUGACAUAGACGUCGGCAAGGACCACAGCAACGCUAUUUAUUACUUUUUCUAAAUAUUUCACUUCGCUCCAUUUACAUCGAAGUCACACAACGCGGACCAAGGUUCGGAAGUUAUUUAAUAGGGAACAGCUAAGUGUAGGUAUGAGAACUUACGACCCACACACCUUGCUACAGAAAUAAGGGGUAUCAGUUUGAAUUUAUGUACACCAUUUAAAAGUUCUUUCUGUUCCUUUUGGCCUAAUGGAAGGAAUAGAUGACAAAUUGUACUCUUUCAGUUUUGGUGUAACUAUGAAUCAGAAGUCAAAAUUUCGUUUGCUUAACAUAUGCAUCUGAAACUACAUCCCUGAAUGUGUUAAAUUAAGGGUUGACUCUAUGUAAAGAUAAAAAAUAAUAAUUUCGCUAUUUUAAACACCUUGGUCGAGAGAAUGUUUAUGUCCCUUAUCCAAAAAACUGCAGCAGGAGUUCUUUUUUAAAAAAACAGGGAGCCAUUACUACAAUCAAAAAAUCAAUUUGUUGUGACCUUUUUGAGAAUUUGUCGUGUUUUCGGUUCUAUGUGCGAAACUUAAAACGUCUUGUAUCGAAGUUAUAUAUUCUGGGCGAUAUAUUACCUUUGUCCGGUGAAAGUAUGUACCGCAGAAAAAUCCUGGUAAAUGGGUUUCCGUUUUUUAGUAGUAUCAGCUGAAUGUAGAGUUCGAAAUAGGAAGUUCAUCAGCUGACCAGUAAGACUUUUUCUUGACCAGUAUGAUCUGUCGUUCCCCCGGGCCACAUUUGGGUGUGGUCUCUCCAGUAGAGGGACAAUCUGGUCUUCAGUUUUAGGACUAUGGUUCUUUACGCCAAACAUGGAUGCUGACUUAUAUCAGCAGGUACAACCAACAAACGGAUCAUGACGCUUGUCAUUUUUUAAUACUCAAGUGUGUACUUUCAGCAGUCUUUGUUUUCUGAAUAAAUCUUUUCAUGAUCAUC
Haliotis rufescens (red abalone) is the source of this 1557-nucleotide messenger RNA. Its product is annotated as calmodulin-like. Gene Ontology annotation, molecular function: enzyme regulator activity; calcium ion binding. The transcript has 5 exons. Bases 148 to 603 code for a protein of 151 amino acids. Lineage: Eukaryota; Metazoa; Mollusca; Gastropoda; Lepetellida; Haliotidae. The record is from RefSeq and is a predicted model, not a curated record.